AUGUCUAGCAUUAUCCACAAGGUCAAGGACGCUGUCACUCACAAGAAGUCUGGCGAUCACACCGACCACCACGACAACACCAACUAUGAGUCUACUCAGUCCUCAAACCACGGUCCUCAUGACAGCAACGUUGCCAACACCGCGGACCCCCGCGUUGACAGCGAUCGCUCUGCCCACAACACUACAUCUACUAGCCAUACCUCCCAGCCUCUGAGCACCGGUGCUAGCCACAAUGAGUCUGGCCUGUCCUCCAACCACGGUCCCCACGACAGCAAUGUAGCCAACGCUGCCGAUCCUCGCGUCGACAGUGACCGCUCUGCCCACAACACCACCUCUCACUCCUCCACCGGUCCUCUUGGCACUGGUGUGGGCAGCAACGCCUACGAGUCUGGCCGCUCAUCCAACCACGGCCCCCACGACAGCAACGUCGCUAACGCUGCCGACCCUCGUGUCGACAGUGACCGUUCUGCCCACAACACCACCUCCCACUCUUCUACUGGAGGCCUCGGUGCUGGUGUUGGUGCUGGUGCUGGUGCCAAUGCCUACGAGUCUGGCCGCUCUUCUAACCACGGUCCUCACGAUAGCAACAUUGCUAACACUGCUGACCCCCGAGUCGACAGUGACCGCAAUGCCUACGGCACCGGAUCCACUGGACUUAACACCACCUCUCACUCUGGCUCUACUGGCCUGAACUCCGGCUCCCACGCUGGCUCCACCGGUCUACACAGCGGCUCGGUCGGCUCCACCGGCCUCGAUGGUGCUCGCACCGGAUCCACUGGACUUAACAACACCUCGCACACCGGCUCUACUGGUCUGAACUCUGGCUCUGUCGGUUCUACCGGCCUUGACGGUGCUCGCACCGGAUCCACUGGAUACGGCUCCGCUGCCCCUCUCUCCGGCACUGGCCACAACACCCACGACACCAGCCGAUCCUCCAACUUCGGUCCUCACGACAGCAGCCUUGGCAACAAGGCCGACCCCCGUGUUGACUCCGACCUUGACAGCCGCCACGGCUCCACUGGCCUGAACACUGGCUCCCACAGCGGUUCCGCCAGCUACGGCUCCGCCGCUCCUCUCAGUGGCGGCCACAACAGCGCCAACGAUCAGGAGAACCUCCGUUCCUCCAACCACGGUCCCCACAGCAGCAACCUUGCCAACAAGGCUGACCCACGCGUCGACAGUGACCGCAGCAAGGGAUACGAUUUCAACAACGAUGUUCACAAGGGCAGCCUCGCUGGUGAGGCUGAUAUGAUGCACCUCUCCCACAGCUCUGGCCCCGACACCACCACCCGUACCUUCGAGGAGGCCCAUGAAACUGGCGCUGCUGGCACUGGCGCUGGAAGCAGCUACAACCACGGCCGCACCAGCCACUCCACUGCCGGUCCCCAUGACAGCAAUGUCGCCAACAAGGCUGACCCUCGUGUCGACUCUGACCUCGAUGGAUCUAACACUGUUGGCCACACCCAGACCCAGCGCAUUUAA
This is a messenger RNA of Penicillium brevicompactum, 1482 nucleotides long. RefSeq lists its product as uncharacterized. NCBI's taxonomy places the organism in Eukaryota, Fungi, Ascomycota, Eurotiomycetes, Eurotiales, Aspergillaceae. The transcript has a single exon. The coding region runs from base 1 to 1482 and encodes 493 amino acids. The record is from RefSeq and is a predicted model, not a curated record.